GCGAACGCCUCGAAGCUAAGGCUGUGUUGACACUGGAGGAGAGACAGGUGCUCAAAGGGAAACCUGCUUCGUCAAAUAGGGCCCGGGAGAAGAGGAACAAGAUAAUUGUCAUAAAUUCCACUCAUCAGAACGAGACGCAAGAUGAAGACAAGAAUUAUCAACUUGAAAGCAAAUGCAGCAGUGUGACGCACAGCUUCACAUCUGGAUGCAAACAUGGUGACCCUCUUGGGUGAUGUCCAUUUUUGGACUUUACGUGAUGACAUCAUCGUUAAGGAUGCUGACAUAGGAGCUUUUAGAUACCAGGACAAAAAUACUGUGUGUAAGGAGCGUAUUUACUAUGAGGACAAACGACACUAUUUGGAAGCUAGGGGUGUUAUGGUCACCCCGAAAAACAAUCGGCCCAGCAAGCUUCGAGAGGCACUACGUGAAUUAGAGGAAUUGUUAUCAAAAGAACGAGUCAUAUGGGAAGGCUGGCAAACACAUGUCUACCAAUUGAUAUUUGCCUCAGGUAUUAUUUCAACACUGACAGUGAGUCUGAACACAGGAGACCUUACCAGAAUAACAUUUGACAAGUUCUUGGUUGGGAAGCUCCUUUCAGAACAUCUUGCUGAUGUUGUGAUAACAAGACAGCAUAUGAUAUUUUCCUACAAUGAAUGCAGACUGACAGUUGUGCACUUAACUCGUCCACCACCAGAAGGUCAUAUCCUUGAGCGCCUUACUGCCACAGAUCCCAAGAUUUAUACCUGUGAAGUUGCUGGACCAUCUGGUAGAAGAUUUGAGAGGAAGCUGUCAGCAAAUCUGUCAGGGGAUAUGUUGGUGGUAUGGUGGCAGACAAGUGAAGAUGAGGUAUAUCCCUGGAGUCCUUUGGCUAAAGAUCGAGACCGGGCCAACAUUUUGGUAUAUUCUCUUCAUAGUACAAGUCUGGACCUGGUCUGCUAUUGUCGCACAGAGAUGGCCCCCCUAAGUGUAUCAUUCAGCAGGGUUCAACCUAAUGUACUUCUAACAGUAGAGCAAAGCUUUGGAAAGAAGGGGGGUGUCACUGUCCUCAGCUGUGUUUAUGAGGUGGAAAGAGGAGCUCUUCAUCGAAUCACAGUCACCACUAUCCCUCUAGAAGCCCCGUUGAUGGCCCAUUCACACAAUCCCACGGAAGAUCGUUUGUUAUUAGCAUGCAAUAAUGGUGUUUUGGCUCUUCAUUGUGACUCACGAGGAAUGACUCAUGUUACAAAAGCUGGACUUAUCCCUUGCAACAUAGCCUGGCUGGAUUCAGGCAAUAUUGUGGUGGUAAGCAAUGAACGAGGACAGAUCCAGUGUUUUGAUUUAGCAUUGUCCUUGAUUAGAAUGCAGCUGGUCAUGGAGGACAGUAAUCCCCAGAGAAUAUUGGACUUCUCAGAACAUUUCUGCCACCAGCAGUCACUUCUGAGACUUGCUUGGGCUCCAACAAAAAUAGAGGAAGAAACAAGUCAGCAUAAUAUUCCCCAUCUUCUCCUCCUCCACUAUAUACGUGGACCUUUAGCAUGCCUACGUGUGGAUGUGAGUGCUAUGUAUAAGGGUGGUUUAACUGCAGUAGCACUUGUGGCUCAGUACAUAAAACAUCGACAGUUGGAUGAGGCUGUGAAUCUCUUGGUUUCACUAAACUGGGAUCAGGAAGGACCAGUAGCUAUAAGAUGCUUGACUGCCAUUGCAAACCAUCUGUUACGGCUCCCUCUAACACACCAGAGAGAGACCCAGAUAGAAGGAGCACUUGGCAGUUUCCAUGUACCUGUUCAACCUUUGAGCCAGGCAGUUGAGGAGGAGUUUGGCCCAGCUGUCAGAGCUCUAACUAGGCGAUUUUUCUUCCGUGUCCUAAGAUCUGGAAAGCUUGAGAAAGCAUUCCGCCUUGCCCUAGAUUUGAAGGACCAUGACUGCUUCAUGGCUGUCCAUUCAGUAGCCAAGCAACGGGGUGAGAAUCAGAUUGCAGCCACAGCUCUCCAGAAUGCUCAAGACCUUGAAUCAUCUUGUUCUGCAGGGUCAUGCAGCUCAGUGCUGUAUGGAGAAUCAGAUGCCACCACUGCUUCGGAAUCAUGUAGUGAAUCAUGCUCUACAUGUUUUUCUGAUAGUGGCUCUGUCAGUGGUUCUGAUUAUAGUGAUCAUGAAAUCAGGGAAGACUGUGGUGGUGAUGGUGGACUCGAAGUGGUUACUGAACCAAAGAGUUUAAACAUUCCAGACCAUUCAUCACAAAUGCCAAUUCGGAUGCAGUACCUCUCUCUUGGCAGCAGCAUUCCUCGUGGUAAUAGUAUAGGAUCUUCUGCUAACCUUAUAGCAGACAGUGCUACUUCUGGUAUCUCUCAUGCCACUGCCAUUACAUCCCAAGAUGGCACUGUCACAAUAAAUAUACGACAACCUGAGCACCAAGUCAAUAGAUACAGUCACCAGCCAGAUUUGCCUACUGCAAGAAGUACACCACAGGCUUCAUCACAGGCAGGGAGAGGGGGGGAAAUUAGAGCUCCACAAACAGUGCGGGAGGUCUUUUAUUCCUCAGAUCCCAAUGAAGAAUUUGUUGACUCAGAGAGGGUUUCAGUUUUUGUUGACAAGGAGGACUUACAAAAGCAGUAUGAUCGAGCUAUCUUCCAUGGUUUUGGGAGCCACUUCUUGGAACCAAGAAGUGUCAACCGAGGAAGAAGAUGGGGGCACAGUCAAGGUGGUCCACUUUGGGGUGGUGUGAGGAAGUAAAUUUUAGUAUGUAACAUAUAUUUUUUUGCUUUCUUUAUUAUUUUGCAUAAACUUUAUAACAACUGUUAUGAGGUCAUUUAUUAAAUGUACAAAAAAUAGUUUUAAUAAGCUGUUGAAAUUUGAAUUAUAUAGAUGUAAAGUAGUGUUAGAUAGAUAGAAGUUAAUUAUACGGCCAGAUUUUAUAAAUGUCCAUGAGCUUCCGUGAAGUGCAUAAAAUAGAAUAAUGAUAUUUUUGCAAGGUUAACAUGUAGAUGGUUGUAUAAACACGAUUUAAUGUCACCUUUGAACUAAACUUGUUCCAGGGGACAAUAGCAGAAACCUAUUAAAUGGAUUUGUACAAAUUAAGGCUUAAUUGUCAUCCUGAAUUUUUUAUGUUAGUUUCAUAGUAUAAAUCUUUAUGCUACUAGAACCUUUGGACGUGUCCACUUACUGGUGGCUACAUAAUGCUUUCAGUCCAUUUGUUAGGCGUUAAAAUAUUAAUGAUUACACUACAGUUGCAGUUUUGAUAAUCAUGUAACUAGAUAAUGAAAAUGUAAUGAUUCUUAUUUGCUAGCAAGAUAAGCUAUUUUGUUAACUAUUUUUGUAGUUUAAUAAAUUUGAGAAUAACAA
Molecule: messenger RNA, 3318 nt
Organism: Penaeus chinensis
Lineage: Eukaryota; Metazoa; Arthropoda; Malacostraca; Decapoda; Penaeidae
Gene: frtz
Product: WD repeat-containing and planar cell polarity effector protein fritz homolog
Exons: 12
Coding region: 214-2709 (831 amino acids)
Biological process (GO): nervous system development; cilium organization; establishment of protein localization
Cellular component (GO): axonemal basal plate
Molecular function (GO): protein binding
Source: RefSeq, a predicted model, not a curated record